Molecule: messenger RNA, 2066 nt
Organism: Triticum urartu
Lineage: Eukaryota; Viridiplantae; Streptophyta; Magnoliopsida; Poales; Poaceae
Product: RING/FYVE/PHD zinc finger superfamily protein
Molecular function (GO): zinc ion binding
Source: RefSeq, a predicted model, not a curated record
GCUUUGUGCACUACGACCUUCAAGUUUGGUACUAUCGCGUCCGCUUCCUUGCUGUUUCUCACGGAGAAUCUUACCCCUUCCAAGCCUUCCCGUGAGAGGAAAGCUGCAAACGCCGGAUUUAGGUAGGGCUUCUUCUUCUUGUUCUGUUUGCGCUGACGAUUUAUCGCAUCGUUUGUUCAUCUCUUGGGUCUUCUUGAUCUGGAAUUCGGCUUUCUCGUGACUCCGUAUGCCAAUGCUACCUGUUUUGUGAGGUUGUAUGCAAACGCUACCUAGCUAUUGAAACUAUCGACGGACAUUAUUGUACUGGCUAAAAUCUAGACUAGAGGACAUCUGCGGCGGAUGGACAGUAGCGAGGAAGAGACGAUCAUGAGUGAUUCAGACCCUCUCCUCGAUAGGAAAGAUCAGUCAGGCUCAUUGCCCCAGCUCUCGCCACCACAGCCGGCAACCGUGACCGUGCUGGAGAUUGAGGAUGAGGAGACCGAUGGUUCUUAUGCCGCAUGCUGCCGCAUUUGCCUUGAGGCCGAGUCGGAGAUAGGUGAUGAGCUAAUAUCACCUUGCAUGUGCAAGGGAACUCAGCAGUUUGUUCACCGUUCAUGCCUAGACCAUUGGAGGUCUGUGAAGGAAGGAUUUGCAUUCUCACACUGCACAACAUGCAAAGCUCAGUUCCAUCUUCGAGUGGAAACUCUGGAAGAUAACUCAUGGCGCAAAAUAAAGUUCCGGCUCUUCGUGGCAAGAGAUGUUAUACUUGGUUUUCUUGCAGUUCAAAUUACUAUUGCUAUCAUUAGUGCAAUUGCAUACUUUCUAGACAGGGACGGAAGUUUCCGGAAUAGUUUCAGUGAUGGUUGGGAUCGUAUCUUGUCAAAGCAUCCAAUACCGUUCUACUACUGCAUAGGGGUUGUGGUUUUCUUUGUGCUGCUUGGAUUUUUCGGGUUGAUAGUGCACUGCUCGUCCUUGAACGACAACCAAGAUCCGUGCUUAGUUGGGUGCCGGAACUGCUGCUAUGGUUGGGGCAUCCUGGACUGUCUCCCUGCUUCUUUGGAGGCCUGCUUUGCCCUGGUGGUGCUCUUCAUCGUCGUGUUCGCUAUCCUUGGGAUUGCAUACGGUUUCCUCGCAGCGACUAUGGCCGUCCAGAGGAUCUGGCAGAGACAUUAUCACAUCCUGACCAAAAGAGAGCUCACAAAGGAAUACGUAGUGGAAGAUCUGCACGGCAGCUACUCGGCCCCGAAGCUUGAGCCAGAGCAUGAGGAGCGGCUGAAAAUGCUGAAGCUACUGUAGAUGGCCCAUCCGCAUCAAGACCACUGUAAAUCCCGCCUGUAUUGCUGUGGGCCGAAAGAGUGUUGGUGAGUUGGAUCGUCUGUGAAAGAAAAUGGUGACGCGAUUGAAACUUGUAGCUUUCUGAAUCGAAAUAUCCCCCCCCCCCCCCCCCCCUCCCCCUUUUUUUUAACAAAUGAAUAAAAUUUGGUCCAUGCACUGCACCUGGUUCUGAUCUAGUUGCUGGUCUGAAAGUCAGUGAAGACGCUUCUCGGGAGGCCCUUUGAUGAAGACAUAGGCAAACUGCGACGCGCUCGGCACGUGGAGAACAUGAACUCACCGAGGGAAACAUGCUCAUGGACGAAGUGAAGAUCGAUUUUCACAUGCUUGGUGCGGUGGUGCUGAACGAGAUUGCUUGACAUAUACAUGGCGUUCAUGUUGUCACACGUGGCUAUACAUGGCGUUCACGUUGUCACAUGUGGUGCGGCGGCGGCCGACGAAUCUUGGUGAGAAGUUGCCGAAGCCACACAGCCUCAACGACGGGCGUUGGCAAUGCCCUUGUACUCCACCUUGGUGCUCGAUCGCAAGACAAUGUUCUGGCAUUUCGACGACCAGCUGACGUGGUUGGAGCUGAGGAACACGUGGCGCAGCGGCGGCCGACAAAUCUUGGUGAGAAGUUGCUGAAGCGCGGCGACGGCCGACGAAUCUUGGUGAGAAGUUGUCGAAGCCACACAACCUCAACGAUGGGCGUUGGCAAUGCCCUUGUACUCCACCUCAGCGCUUGAUCGCGAGACAAUGUUCUGGCAUUUCGACGA